Molecule: messenger RNA, 1917 nt
Organism: Nicotiana attenuata
Lineage: Eukaryota; Viridiplantae; Streptophyta; Magnoliopsida; Solanales; Solanaceae
Product: AAA-ATPase At3g50940-like
Exons: 2
Coding region: 136-1629 (497 amino acids)
Molecular function (GO): ATP binding; ATP hydrolysis activity
Source: RefSeq, a predicted model, not a curated record
CUUUCCUUGGGCACGUAUAGAAGAAACCCUAUCCCUUUUCUUUUCUUUAGUCCUCCCACAUUUGAAAUUUACUGAGUCGAUUAAUUUCAAUUCGUGUCUGAUAAAGCGACUAAGAGAUUUUUUUAUUUUUUUACGAUGAAUUUGUCGGAGAUGUCACCGGCGUCAUUGUUUACCGCUUGUGUCUCAAUGUCUGCUUCAAUUAUGUUGUUUCAAACUAUGUUGAAUCGAGUUCUUCCUCAUGAAGUCAAGAACUAUAUUUUCGCGAGGAUUAGUAGUUAUUUUACGCCUUUUUCCUCUACUAUCACUCUAAUUAUUGAAGAAAGAGAUGGUAUGGCUAGUAACGAAGUCUAUAACGCUGCAGAAAUCUAUUUGUACAACAAGAUUAUCGAUCCAGAUAUUCAGUAUUUCAAAGUUAGCAAGUGUUCGAAAGAGCCAAAUAUACGUGUCAAAUUUGCCAAGUGUGGGAAAAUUGUUGAUUUUUUUCGAGGAAUUGAACUCAUAUGGAGGUUUGUUUCUGAAGAUAGUAAAAAUAUUCCAGAUAUAGAUUCUGAUAAUAAUAACAUAUUGGUUUCUCGUGAGAAACAUUAUUUUGAGCUGAGUUUUCAUAAGAAGUACAAAAAUGAAAUCUUGAAUUUUUACAUUCCAUUUUUAUUAAAAGAAGCAAAAAUCAUAAGAGAUGAGAAGAAAGUUGUUAAGUUAUAUACUUUAGCAUGUUCUUCUUCUUAUUCAUCAAUAUUUCCUUGGGAUUUUAUAAAUCUUGAACACCCUUCAACAUUUGACACGUUAGCUAUGGAUUUAGAACUAAAAAAGGCUAUUAUUGAAGAUCUUGAUAGGUUUUUAAAAAGGAAAGAUUUUUACAAGAAAGUAGGAAAAGCAUGGAAAAGAGGGUAUUUAUUAUAUGGACCUCCUGGCACUGGAAAAUCUAGUUUAAUUGCAGCAAUGGCUAAUUAUUUGAAGUUUGAUAUUUAUGAUUUAGAACUGUCUAGUGUAAAGAGAGACUCGGAUUUGAGAAGAUUAUUGUUGAGGACUACAAAUAGGUCUAUUCUUGUUGUUGAAGAUAUCGAUUGCAGCAUUGAAUUGAUAGAUAGGAGGACUGCAAAUCAUGGAAUUCAUCCACAUUUCUUUCCCCGAGAUCAAAAGAUUACACUUGCUGGGCUACUAAAUUUCAUAGAUGGACUAUGGUCAAGUUGUGGGGAUGAAAGAAUCAUAAUAUUCACUACCAACAACAAAGACAAGCUUGAUCCAGCUCUAUUAAGGCCAGGUCGUAUGGACAUGCACAUUCACAUGUCCUAUUUAACAAUUCAAGGAUUUAAAGUCCUAGCAGAAAAUUAUUUGCAAGUACAAUAUGAUUACAGUAAUCAGCGUUUUAAAGAAGUACAAGAUUUGAUUGAAGAAGUACAAGUUACUCCUGCAGAAGUUGCUGAAGAACUCAUGAAAAGUGAUGAUGUUGAAGUUUCCCUUGGAAGACUUGCUAGGUUUCUAAAAAGAAAGAUGAUUAAGAAUGACGAAAAAGGGAUAGAAAUACAGAAGAGAAAGAAGAUGAAAAGUUGUGAUCACAGUACGAUGAAUUCAAAUGGAAAGCUUACUGAAGGGGAGCUUUGGAGUAACGAUAAAGUUGUCCAUGCGUAAGUUAUAGGACAGGGUUCAAGACGUGGAAGCAAUCACUGAUUCUUGCAUUAGGAUAAGCUAUCUACAUCACACCCUUUAAGUGUGACCUUUUUCCGAACUCUGCGUGAACGUGAGAUACUUUAUGCAUCGCGCUGUCCCUUUUAACCGGCAAGAUUACUUUUAUUAGUAGUCAAGUAAAUGGCUAGAUGGAAAAAGUUCCAUUUUGUUUUUAAAUUUAGGCAGAGAAUUGACGUUUUCUCAUUUCUUUCAAGAUUGAUUUAUAGGGGUUUUGGCCCUAUGAUUUUAUAA